AUGCAAGGAAGUAGGAUCGUAACUCGAAUUCAAUUUCCAAUUUCUGGCUCAAUUCCAAUAGAGGCCGCUAAAGCCGAGGCUCCAAUUCAGUUGGUCGAGAUUGCGAUUCUCAUAUUUCUUACAGUUGCUCCAGGCCGGUGUGGGGAUAGCCAUUCUUCCGUUGCACUUCGCGAAAUGCUCUUAUACGGCCAAGUGUCUCAAAUAGCCUAUGCCGAGGAAGCACCGAUACUCAAUGUUUUCUUACAAAAGUGA
Molecule: messenger RNA, 252 nt
Organism: Echinostoma caproni
Lineage: Eukaryota; Metazoa; Platyhelminthes; Trematoda; Plagiorchiida; Echinostomatidae
Source: the annotation of a GenBank genome assembly